This is a messenger RNA of Lemur catta (Ring-tailed lemur), 5952 nucleotides long. Its product is annotated as laminin subunit alpha-3-like. Gene Ontology annotation, molecular function: signaling receptor binding. The transcript is spliced from 41 exons. The record is from RefSeq and is a predicted model, not a curated record. Gene Ontology annotation, biological process: cell adhesion; regulation of embryonic development; regulation of cell migration. Bases 35 to 5611 code for a protein of 1858 amino acids. Lineage: Eukaryota; Metazoa; Chordata; Mammalia; Primates; Lemuridae.
UCCAUCCCUUGCUUUCCUGUUCCAGUUCGUGGAUAUGAUGGGCUGGCGCCUGGAGACGGCAGACAGAGUGGACGUCCCCGUGUCCUUCAACCCCGGCAGCAACAGCGUGGUGGCAGACCUGCAGGAGCUGCCCGCAACAGUCCGCAGCGCGUCCUGGGUGGCACCUCCCUCCUACCUGGGGGACAAGGUUUCCUCAUAUGGCGGCUACCUCACUUUCCAAGCCAAGUCCUUCGGCUUACCUGGUGACAUGGUUCUCCUGGGAAAGCAGCCGGAUGUGCAGCUCACCGGUCAGCACAUGUCUGUCAUCUACGAGGAGCCAAAUAACCCCCGGCCAGACCGGCUGCAUCAUGGUCGAGUGCAGAUGGUGGAGAGAAACUUCAGACACGCCAGCAGCCAUGCCCCGGUGUCUAGGGAAGAGCUGAUGACCGUGCUGUCUAGACUGGCAGGUGUGCGCAUCAGAGGCCUCCACUUCACCGAGACGCAGCGGCUCACCCUGGGCGAGGUGGGGCUGGAGGAGGCCUCCGACACAGGAAGUGGACGCAUAGCACAGGAUGUGGAGAUGUGUGUCUGCCCCCCUCACUACACGGGUGACUCAUGUCAGGGUUGUAGCCCCGGAUACUAUCGAGAUCACAAAGGCUUGGAUACCGGACGGUGCGUUCCCUGCAAUUGCAACGGACAUUCAAAUCGCUGCCAGGAUGGCUCGGGAAUAUGUAUUAACUGUCAGCACAACACGGCUGGGGACCACUGUGAGCGCUGCAAGGAGGGUCACUAUGGGAACGCCGUCCACGGAUCCUGCAGAGCCUGCCCGUGUCCUCAUACCAACAGUUUUGCCACCGGCUGUGUUGUGAACGGGGGAAACGUGAGGUGCUCCUGCAAACCUGGCUACACAGGGACACAGUGCGAAAGGUGUGCACCGGGAUAUUUUGGGAAUCCCCAGAAAUUUGGAGGUAGCUGCCAACCAUGCAAUUGUAAUGGCAACGGCCAGUCGGUCAAUUGCGACCCCCUGACUGGAGACUGCAUAAACCAAGAACCCAAAGACAGCAGCCCCGCAGAAGAGUGUGAUGAUUGCGACAGCUGUGUGAUGACCCUGCUGAAUGACCUUAACGCCAUGGGCGAGGACCUCCGCCUGGUCAAGUCUCGGCUGCAGGGCCUGAGUGCCAGCGCAGACACUCUGGAGCAGAUGAGGCACAUGGAGACCCAGGCCAAGGACCUGAGGAAUCAGUUGUUCAACUACCGUUCUGCCAUUUCAAAUCACAGAUCAAAAAUCGACGGCCUGGAAAAAGAACUGAGUAAUCUGAAUCGUGACUUUGAGAUUUUGCAAGAAAAGGCACAAGUGAAUUCCAGAAAAGCACAAACACUGUAUAACAAUGUUGAUCGGACAACCCAAAGCGCAAAAGAGCUGGACACGAAGAUUAAAAAUGUCAUCCGGAAUGUGCACAUUCUCUUGAAGCAGAUCUCUGGGACAGACAGAGAAGGAAACAACGUGCCUUCAGGUGACUUUUCCAGAGAGUUGGCCGAAGCAGAGCGCAUGAUGAGGGAGCUGCGGAACCGGAACUUGGCCAAGCACCUGAGAGAGGCAGAAGCGGAAAGAAGAGAGGCUCAGCUCUUGCUGAACCGCAUACGGAGCUGGCUGGAAACCCACCAGAUGGAAAACAAUGGACUUGUGAAGAGUAUGAGGGAUUCUUUAAAUGACUAUGAAGCCAAACUCAGUGACCUUCGUGCCAUGCUACAGGAGGCAGCUGCCCAAGCAAAGCAGGCCUCUGGCCUCAACCAAGAGAACGAGAGAGCUUUGGGAGCCAUCCAGAGACAAAUGAAGGAAGUAAAUUCCCUGCAGAGUGAUUUCACCAAGUAUCUAACCACUGCAGAUGCAUCUUUGCUGCAAACCAACGUGGUGCUGCAGCUGAUGGAGAAAAGCCAGAAGGAAUAUGAAAAAUUAGGUGCUACUUUAAAUGAAGCAAGGCAAGAACUAAAUGACAAAGUGAGAGAACUUUCCAAAUCUGCUGGCAAAGCAUCCCUGGUGGUGGAGGCAGAAAAGCACGCGCAGUCCUUACAAGACUUGGCAAAGCAGCUGGAAGAGAUCAAGAGAAACGCCAGUGGGGAUGAGCUGGUGCGCUGCGCUGUGGACGCUGCCACCGCCUACGAGAACAUCCUCAACGCCAUCAAAGCGGCCGAGGACGCGGCCAACAAGGCCUCCAGCGCGUCAGAGUCCGCCCUGCAGACAGUGAUAAAGGAAGAUCUGCCAAGAAAAGCUAAAACCCUGAGUUCCGACAGUGAUAAACUGUUAAAGGAAGCCAAGAUAACACAGAAGAAGCUACAGCAAGAAACCAUUCCAGCUCUCAACAACCUACAGCAAACCCUGAAUAUUGUGACAGUUCAGAAAGAACUGAUAGACACCAAUCUCACGACUGUCCAAGAUGAUCUUCGCGGGAUACAGAGAGGUGACAUCGAUGGUAUGCUCAGUAAUGCAAAGAGCAUGGUCAGAAAGGCCACCGAUAUCACAAAUGAGGUUCUGGAUGGGCUCAACCCCAUUCAGACAGAUGUGGAAAGAAUUAAGGACACCUAUGGGACCACCCAGAGUGAAGACUUCAACAAAGCUCUGACUGAUGCAGAUAACUCAGUGAAGAAAUUAACCAACAAACUGCCUGAUCUUUUGAGCAAGAUUGAAAGUAUCAACCAACAGCUGUUGCCCCUGGGAAACAUCUCUGACAACGUGGAUAGAAUUCGAGAACUGAUUCAGCAGGCCAGAGAUGCUGCCAAUAAGGUCGCUGUCCCCAUGAGGUUCAAUGGUAAAUCUGGCGUCGAAGUCCGAAUGCCAAAUGACCUGGAAGAUUUGAAAGGAUACACAUCUCUGUCUUUGUUUCUCCAAAGACCCGACUCCAGAGAAAAUGGGGGCACUGAGAAUAUGUUUGUCAUGUACCUGGGAAAUAAAGAUGCCUCCAAGGACUACAUUGGCAUGGCGGUCGUAGACGGCGAGCUCAGGUGUGUCUACAACCUGGGGGAGCGCGAGGCCGAACUCCAAGUGAACCAGAUCUUGACCGAGAGCGAAACUCAGGAGGCGGUUAUGGACCGGGUGAAAUUUCAACGAAUUUAUCAGUUUGCCAGGCUUAAUUACACCAAAGGAGCCACAUCCAGCAAACCAGAUAUACCCCAGUUCCAUGACAUGGAUAGUGGAAACAGCAAUAUGCUUCUUAAUUUGGAUCCUGAAAAUGUUGUAUUUUAUGUUGGAGGUUACCCACCUGAUUUUAAACUUCCCAGUAGACUAAGAUUCCCUCCAUACAAAGGUUGUAUUGAAUUAGAUGACCUCAAUGAAAAUGUUCUGAGUUUGUACAACUUCAAAAAAACUUUUAAUCUCAACACAACUGAAGUGGAGCCUUGUAGAAGGAGAAAGGAAGAGUCAGACAAAAAUUAUUUUGAAGGUACAGGCUAUGCUCGAGUUCCAACUCAACCAAAUGCUCCCUUCCCAACCUUUGGACAGACAAUUCAGACUACUGUGGAUAGAGGUUUGCUGUUCUUUGCAGAAAACAAGGAUCGCUUCAUAUCUCUAAGUAUAGAAGAUGGCAGGCUCAUGGUGAGAUACAAACUGAAUUCAGAGCCACCAAAGGAAAAAGGAAUUAGAGACAUCAUAAACAACGGGAAAGAUCAUUCGAUUCAGAUCAAAAUUGGAAAAGCCCAAAAACUUAUGUGGAUAAGUGUGAAUGUUCAGAACGUUAAGAUUGAAGGCGAAAUAUUCGAUUUCAGCACAUAUUAUCUGGGAGGAAUUCCAAUUGCGAUCAGGGAAAGGUUUAACAUUUCUACCCCUGCUUUCCGAGGCUGCAUGAAAAAUCUGAAGAAAACCACUGGUGUUGUGAGGUUGAAUGAUACUGUGGGAGUAACCAAAAAGUGUUCGGAGGACUGGAAGCUUGUGCGAUCGGCCUCAUUCUCCAGAGGAGGACAGUUGAGUUUCACUAAUUUGGACUUCCCGUCGCCUGACCACUUCCAGGCCUCGUUUGGGUUCCAGACGUUUCAGCCCAGUGGCAUGUUAUUAAAUCAUCAGACACGGACAAGUAGCCUGCAGGUCACUCUGGAAGAUGGUCACAUUGAAUUGAGCACCAGGGACAGCAGUGACCCAAUUUUUAAAUCUCCACAGACAUACAUGGAUGGUUUACUACAUUACGUAUCUGUAAUAAGCGACAACUCUGGACUCUGGCUUCUCAUUGAUGACCAGCCUAUGAGAAAUAACCAAAGGCUAAAAGGCAUUUCAAAUUCCCAGCAGUCUCUGCGUCUGGGCGGGAGCUAUUUCGAGGGUUGUAUCAGCAACGUUUUUGUCCAGAGGUUAACACAGAGUCCCGGAGUCCUAGAUUUGGCCAGUAAAUCUACCAAGAGAGAUGUGUCCCUGGGAGGCUGCAGUUUAAACGAGCCACCUUUUCUAAUGUUGCUUAAAGGUUCUACAAGGUUUAACAAGGCCAAGACUUUCAAUGUGGACCAGCUGUUGCAGGACACACCAGUGGCCUCUCCAAGGAGAAUGAAAGUGUGGCAAGAUCCACAGUCUUGCCCACCACCUCCCAGGGCCCAGGCCAGUCAUGGAGCCUUCCAGUUUGGGGACAUUCCUACCAGCCACUUGCUAUUCAAGCUUCCUCAGGAGUUGCUGAAACCCAGGUCGCAGUUUGCCGUGGACGUGCAGACAACAUCCUCCAGGGGGCUGGUGUUUUACACGGGCACGAAGAACUCCUUCAUGGCUCUUUAUCUCUCAAAAGGACGUCUGGUCUUUGCAUUGGGGGCAGAUGGGAAAAAACUGAGGCUCAAGAGCAAGGAGAAAUGCAAUGAUGGGAAGUGGCACACGGUGAUGUUUGGGCAAGAAGGAGAAAAGGGGCGCUUGGUUGUGGACGGACUGAGGGCCCGGGAGGGAAGUUUGCCCAGAAAUUCCACCGUCAGCAUCCGAGGACCAGUUUACCUGGGAUCAUCUCCUGCAGGAAAACCAAAGAGCCUCCCCCAAAACAGCUUUGUGGGAUGUCUGAAGAACUUUCAGCUGGAUUUAAAACCCUUGGACACCCCUUCUGCAAGCUUUGGUGUGUCUCCCUGCUUGGGUGGCUCUUUGGAGAAAGGCACUUAUUUCUCCCAAGAAGGAGGCCAUGUCGUGCUGGCUAACCCUGUGUUGUUGGGGCCAGACUUCAAGCUUGUUUUCAGCAUUCGCCCAAGAAGUCUCACUGGAAUCCUGAUACACAUCGGAAGUCAACCUGGGAAGCACUUAUGUGUUUAUAUGGAGGCAGGAAAGGUCACGGCCUCUGUGGACAGUGGGGCAGGUGGGGCCUCGACAUCAGUCACACCAAAGCGGUCCCUGUGUGAUGGACAGUGGCACUCAGUGGCAGUCACCGUAAAACAGCACAUCUUGCACCUGGAACUGGACGCAGACAGUAACUUCGUAGCUGGACAGCUUACCUUCCCGCCUGCCGGCACUCGAGAGCCACUACACCUUGGAGGUGUCCCAGCCAAUUUGAAGACACUGAAGCUGCCUGUGUGGAGAUCAUUCUUUGGCUGUCUAAAGAACAUUCAAGUCAACCACAUCCCUGUCCCUGUUACUGACGCCGUGGAAGUCCAGGGGCCCGUCAGUCUGAACGGCUGUCCUGACCACUAACUCGAGCCCAUUUCACAGCAAGGAAAUUCACCUUCCAAAGCACUGAUUACCCAGCGCACCUCCCACCCGCACUCCAGAUCAUUCUUGACUCAAGAGACCAUCCAGAUGGGUUUAGUAGAAAAUCUAAUUUUGAAUCCCAACCACAGAUACCCAUCAUUUUGGCAUUUGGUGCUACAUAUGUAUUUUAUAUAAAAAUCCUAUUUCUUGAAGAAGACAAAUCGUUAUUCAAAUAUGCACAAAAUGCUUUUGGUAAUAUUAAUUUCCACUAAAAAUUAAAUGUCUUUUAAAGAACAUUGUUUCUACUUGUUAAAAAACAUUAAAUAUCUUUUAAGGCACUUUAA